GCAAAGAAAAAUGGCGGCGCCCUUGUAAAUGUCAUGUUGUUGAGCUCCGCGGUUUUGUCGGUGAAAGCUGGUCAUCAUUUCUGAUAAGUCAGAGAAAUUCAGACGCUUUUCUUCAAAAACAGAAGUACAGUAACUACAUGCAGCGCGCGGAUAUCUGAGGGAUAGAAACACCAUGGUCCAUUUAACAUCAUUAUUACUCAAAAAAUACCAUGGAGGUCAUGUGGUCAUCCGACUGGCACUUGGGGGGGCCACCAACAGACCGUUCUACCGCAUAGUGGCUGCCUACAACAAACGGGCACGUGAUGGCAAAUACAUAGAGCAGCUGGGAUCGUAUGACCCUCUUCCAAACAUCUACAACGAAAAGCUUGUCAGCUUCAACUACGACAGAAUUAAGUACUGGAUGGGUUGUGGAGCUCAUCCAACCAAACCUGUGGCCAAACUUUUAGGACUGGCUGGAUUUUUCCCCUUGCAUCCCAUGACAAUAACAGAGGCAGAGCGUCAGAGAAAAGCAGCUUUGAAAGACGAAGUUAAAGCGCAGAAUGAAGACCAAGAAGAAAAACAGGCAGAGCAGUAGACUGUCUUUACUGUCAUUGCCUAAGCAGCACCUGCUUUGGGUUAUUAUGUCAAAUGAACUGUUCUUACACUGUCAAAAUAAUGUUACCCUGUCAUGUCUUUGUACCAUUCUGAAUGGCUCUUAGUGUUCUUGUUGCCCCAGAGCUCAGGUCAGAUAUGCUGUGCAUUUAGAGCUGUUCUCUCCAACGUGAGAAAAUAAAGGUUGUUUUAUGUUGCUACUAACUUUCCAAUGGAAGUUUAAAAUGUAUCUUUUUUUUUGUUGUUUUUUUAAGUCUCGCUGUUUCACACUCUAGCACUGUCACUAUACAGCGUUCAAUUCCCCGGCUGGGCGACCAGGGUCCUUUCUGUGUAGAGAACAAAUUUGUUACAUGUAAGAAGCCUUCUAAUAACUACAAUGAAUAACAAUGUCCUAACAUCAAGCGGCAUGAAUGAGCAAUAACAACAAAACCAAAAUGCUACCAUUGUAAUCAAUAAAACUGUUUAUACCACCCACACACGGUA
Molecule: messenger RNA, 1074 nt
Organism: Colossoma macropomum (tambaqui)
Lineage: Eukaryota; Metazoa; Chordata; Actinopteri; Characiformes; Serrasalmidae
Gene: mrps16
Product: mitochondrial ribosomal protein S16
Exons: 4
Coding region: 173-574 (133 amino acids)
Biological process (GO): mitochondrial translation
Cellular component (GO): mitochondrial small ribosomal subunit; ribosome
Molecular function (GO): structural constituent of ribosome
Source: RefSeq, a predicted model, not a curated record